Melampsora larici-populina 98AG31 is the source of this 2313-nucleotide messenger RNA. RefSeq lists its product as uncharacterized. The transcript has 11 exons. Lineage: Eukaryota; Fungi; Basidiomycota; Pucciniomycetes; Pucciniales; Melampsoraceae. Bases 733 to 2175 code for a protein of 480 amino acids. The record is from RefSeq and is a predicted model, not a curated record.
AAGAGAAGUCAAUCCGAGAGUGUUGAUACGCGUGUAUGCAAGUCAACUGAAGCGAUGCGGAAGAAAUCAUCACUUCAAAGCAAUCCUUUAAUCCAGAAGUCACAGAAAAACGAAAUGACGUCAUAUAUCUCGACUAUGUGAGGUCUGUUGGCGUCGAACGAAAAAGUUUCAGUGUUCGGCAGGCCUGUUCGAUGCUACGUUGACUCAAGCCGGAAACCUCUUUCAAAUCGAUCCCCAACGAGCUAGAAGCCACGACCGACAUCCGGAGACCGCCUGAGUAAGACUAAGCGCGAACGCCUGGGGAAGUCAGUGAUGCAUUCAAGCUUCAGUUGGCUGAAGUCGAUUCGAAUAAGACCAGAAUUGAAGAUCAAAUCGAUUCAUAUCAUGUUGGGAUAAGUGUGGCGAGCCGUCCAACGAAGUUACUGCCUGGGUCAGCAAGGCCAGCCAGAUUUGAUCACUUCCAUUAUUUCUGAUGGAGUUCAAUCGCAAUUUUUUAAACCGGCCUGGACUUAAGGACUUUCGUCAUGACGAAACAAACGGAAUUUAUGUGUCAUGAUCUUUUAACAACAAAGGAUAUAAACUCCUCGAUCUCUGUGCUCGCCUACCAACUUAUUCCUUUCGAUAGGAACAUUUUCUCAAACUUAAUUUAUUAUUAUAUUUUCUCAAGCGCUGUGCGCUGGUCAUAUUCUAUAAACUCUUCAUUCACCAUAUAACUGCCUUUCCUACCACAUAAUGUACAAUUCCGCCUUAUUUUGUAGUGUUUUGUUCAGUUUGUCCCUUUCACGUGCUCAACAGCUACCUCCUCAAGUACUUCCACCUGCGCCACAACAAGCGCAAGCACCUGGUCAACCUGGAGCAGGAGCGCAACAAUUAACAUUGAAUCCUACUUUAGUUAAUCAAGCUUCGCUCGCGACCGGUAUUGAAGGAGGUGUUAAAGGUUUGGCGCCCAGUGCGCAAUCUUCCAACAACUUUAUCAACUUUUGCGAAGGUCAAACUUUGACAAAUGGACAGAUGAACGACCAAGGAUCAUGUAGUCCUAUCCCAUUAGGGUCUAUUCCUUCCAAAGAUCGAAUGCCAUCUGUUAGAUUCGUUGCCCCGGCUAAUUUCCAACGAGUGGAGGCCAAUCAGCCUAUCGAAGUUCGAAUGUCUAUCAGGAAUUUGAACGCAGGGUCAGCAGCCAACCCCACGAACACCUAUUAUUCAGCACCCCAACAAUUAGGUCCCAACGGGUUCAUCAUCGGUCAUAUUCACAUGAUCGCAGAUAGAAUUACACCUGGCCCUCAGCAAGCUCCCGAUAUUAGUCCAAAGCCCGCCUUUUUCAAACCAGUUUCCGAACAGCCCGACGCAAAUGGGAUCAUUACCUUUGCCAUGGACCCAUUACCUGAUGGAGAAUACCGUCUCACGACCGUUACUUCCUCGACCAACCACGCUCCUGUCAUCCUCCCAAACCCAACACAUGGAUCUGUGGAUGAUUCCGUUUAUAUCUUCGUUGGAACUGCCUCCAAUGUGUUACAAGCCGCCGCAAACGCCCCACCUGCUCCCCGUGGAGGGGCUCCUGGUCAACCUGCCACCCCGGUGCAAAGACCUCAACAACCUGGUCAACCACCUGCACCUGGUCAACCACCUGCACCUGGUCAACCACCGGUACCUGGUCAACAACCCCAACCCGGUCAACCACCUGUACCCGGUCAACCACCUGUACCCGGUCAACCGGCUGCUCCACAGGCACCAGCUGGUCAAGCACCAGGCCAACCUAGACUCAGAACGCGAAACACUCCUGGACAACCAGGUUUCCCCGGUCAACAAGGUUUACCCGGUCAACAAGGUUUAUCCGGUCAACAAGGUCUACCCGGUCAGCAAGGUCUAUCCGCUCAACAGGGUCUAUCAGGUCAACAAGGUCUACCAGGUCAACAGGGUCUACCCGGUCAACAAGGUCUACCCGGUCAACAAGGAUUGCUCGGUCAGCAAGGUCUACCCGGUCAACAAGGUCUACCUGGUCAACAAGGAUUGCUCGGUCAGCAAGGAUUACCUGGUCAACAAGGUCAACAGGCACAGCAACAACAGUUACAACAGCUUCAACAGAUUCAACAGCUACAAGCUGCUCAAGCACAAGCCGGGGGUCAAAUACCAGGUCAACCUAGAUUUAACAGAAGAAACGUUAUCUUGAUGACAUAAGAUUCAUAGAUACAAAGCUCGAGUUGAAAAUGUAUUUGAAAUUGCAUGAUAUGUUAUGAUUUGAAAAGAUGUUGUAUUAGAAACUUAUGAUCAAUCACUUAGACCCUUGAAAUGAUUAUUCCUUCCAUUUUACAAAUA